AUGGAUGAGGAAACAGACCCGGGGGAAUUGGGUUGCCUGCCCAGGUUCACAGAGCUGCUAAGGCCAGGGCCAUGUACCUACCAUGUAGGUCCCCUCUGUCCUGAGGUUCAGACAGCCUUCCUGGGAUGGAGAGCGGCUGCGGCCUCCAGCUGCAGGGGUGGGAAGGGCAGGCUCCCCUACCCCGCUGACCCUGCCGGCUCACCCUGCCUGUCCCUCCUGCAGGUACUUCCUGGACUCUACCUCGGAAACUUCAUCGAUGCCAAAGACCCGGAUCAGCUGGGCCGAAAUAAGAUCACUCACAUCAUCUCCAUCCAUGAGUCACCUCAGCCUCUGAUGCAGGGCAUCACCUACCUUCGCAUCCCAGUAGCCGACAACCCUGAGGUACCCAUCAAAAAGCACUUCAAAGAAUGUAUCAACUUCAUCCACUGCUGCCGCCUCAACGGGGGGAACUGCCUUGUGCACUGCUUUGCAGGCAUCUCUCGAAGCACCACCAUCGUGACAGCGUAUGUGAUGACUGUGACGGGACUAGGCUGGCGGGAAGUGCUCGAAGCCAUCAAGUCCACCCGGCCCAUUGCUAACCCCAACCCAGGCUUUAGACAGCAGCUUGAAGAGUUUGGCUGGGGCAGUUCCCGGAAGCUGGAGGAGCGCUCGGAGAGAGCCGUUCGCGACGAAGAGGAGAUGCGCUCGCUGCAGCCGCUGUGCAAGCGCUGCCGGCAAGGCUCCGCGACCUCGGCCGCCUCCCCCGCGCCGCAGGGCUCGGCCUCCGAGGGGACCCUGCAGCGCCUUGCGCGGGCGCCCCCGGAAGCCCACGGGCCGCUGCCGCUGCUGGCGCGCGUCAAGCAGACUUUCUCUUGCCUCCCGCGGUGCCUGUCCCGCCGAGGUGGCAAGUGAGGAGCCCGCCCCUCCUCCUCCUGAGCGGCCCCCCGACGGGGGCUGUCUGGGCCGCCCACGGCCUCCAGGAGCGCCCAGCGCCGGGGGCGCCCCGCGGCGGCCGGCCCCCUGCUCCUGCCCCCUCUGCCCGCCCUGCUUGUCUGCGGUCGUGCGCCCGCCUCUGUCCAGGCUCUCUGGGUGGGGCCC
Messenger RNA from Myotis lucifugus (little brown bat), 1077 nucleotides. RefSeq names its product dual specificity phosphatase 15 (gene DUSP15). Gene Ontology annotation, biological process: regulation of cell population proliferation; protein dephosphorylation; positive regulation of JNK cascade. Gene Ontology annotation, molecular function: protein tyrosine/serine/threonine phosphatase activity. The record is from RefSeq and is a predicted model, not a curated record. Gene Ontology annotation, cellular component: cytosol. NCBI's taxonomy places the organism in Eukaryota, Metazoa, Chordata, Mammalia, Chiroptera, Vespertilionidae.